Molecule: messenger RNA, 4359 nt
Organism: Cygnus atratus (black swan)
Lineage: Eukaryota; Metazoa; Chordata; Aves; Anseriformes; Anatidae
Gene: CP
Product: ceruloplasmin
Exons: 19
Coding region: 1-3237 (1078 amino acids)
Biological process (GO): iron ion transport
Cellular component (GO): plasma membrane
Molecular function (GO): oxidoreductase activity; copper ion binding
Source: RefSeq, a predicted model, not a curated record
AUGAAGCUAUUCUUCCUAAAUUUCAUGCUGUUUUCUUGCUGUUGCCAAACUGGGGCAGUGACCAGGGAAUACUACAUUGGGAUUAUAGAGACAACAUGGGACUAUGCACCCGGCAAUACAAAUAUCAUCUCUGGACAGCUUUUUGCAGAAGAAGAGCAGGCUGAAGUCUUUCUCAAAAAAGGACCGCAUAGGAUAGGAAGCAUUUAUAAGAAGGCUGUCUACACUCAGUACACAAACAAUUUAUAUGAUGUAAUAGUUGAGAAACCUUCCUGGCUGGGUUUGUUAGGCCCUGUCAUUAAGGGAGAAGUUGGAGACUCUAUUAUCAUUCACUUGAAAAACUUUGCUUCCAGAAGCUACACACUGCAUCCACAUGGUGUAAGGUACACAAAGGAAAAUGAAGGUGCUUUUUAUCCUGACAACACCAAAGAUUUUGAAAAAAGAGAUGAUGCUGUGAAGCCUGGAAGCCAGUACACUUACAUAUGGGAUGUAACCGAAGAUCAAGGUCCAGCUGAGGGAGAUACAGACUGCAUAACCAGGGUUUACCACUCUCACAUAGAUGCUCCAAGAGAUGUUGCCUCGGGACUUGUUGGGCCUUUAAUAAUUUGUAGGAAAGGUACAAUGAAUGAGGGCAGCGAUAAACACAUUGAUGCUGAGUUUAUCCUUAUGUUCUCUGUGAUGGAUGAAAAUCUCAGUUGGUAUCUAGAGGAUAACAUCAAGACAUACUGUUCUGAGCCUUCCAAAGUUCACAAAGAUGAUGAGGACUUCCAGGAAAGCAAUAAAAUGCACUCCAUCAAUGGGUAUGUGUAUGGAUACCUCCCAGAUCUUACAAUGUGUGUGGAAGAUAAGGUAAAAUGGCAUCUUUUUGGCAUGGGUAAUGAAGCCGAUAUACAUUCAGCCUACUUUCAUGGGCAGACCUUAAUAGACAGGCAUCAUCGAGCUGACACCAUCAACCUCUUCCCAGCCACGUUUAUUGAUGCUGUCAUGAUACCAAGGAGUCCUGGGGAAUGGCUGCUGAGUUGCCAAGUGAAUGACCAUAUCGAAGGUGGUAUGCAGGCCCUUUUUACAGUAAAAGAUUGUAGGAAAUCCACAACAGAUCAGAAUGAGAGUGCAAAGAUAAGACAGUACUUCAUUGCUGCUGAAGAGAUUAUCUGGAAUUAUGGCCCAUCUGCAAUGAAUCAUUUUACAGGACAAGAAUUGAUUACUGACAGUGAAUCUCAGAUUUUUUUUGAACAAAGUGAGACAAGAAUUGGUGGCUCUUACAAAAAAGCCAUUUACAAGGAAUACACAGAUGGUACUUUCACAGAACAGAAAAAAAGGAUCCCAGAGGAAGUACACCUUGGACUCUUAGGACCCGUUAUCAAGGCAGAAGUGGGUGAAAGCAUCAGGGUGACUUUCCGAAAUAAUGCCAGCCGCCCAUUUAGCAUCCAGCCCCAUGGUGUGAGUUACCGCAAGAACAACGAGGGGGCAUUGUACCAUGCUGCCUCCAGAGAUAGUGAAUCUCCAGCCUCCCAUGUUAGUCCUGGUACUACAUAUACAUAUGAGUGGAACAUACCAGAAGAUGUGGGUCCCACAGACCAAGAUCCUGACUGUUUAACCUGGCUCUAUUACUCAGCUGUGGAUGCAGUCAGAGACACCAAUUCUGGCCUUGUGGGUCCGCUUUUGGUGUGCAGGAAAGGAGCUCUACUUCCUUCUGGGAAACAGAAAAAUGUGAACAGGGAGUUUUUUCUACUUGCCACAGUAUUUGAUGAGAAUCUAAGCUGGUACUUGGAUGACAAUAUUUUGAUGUUUACGUUAAAUCCUAGUAAAAUUGACAAAGAUGAUGAGCACUUCCAGGAGUCUAACAAAAUGCACUCUAUUAAUGGCUAUAUGUAUGGUAAUCAGCCUGGUCUUGAGAUGUGCAAAGGAAAUGUGGUUUCCUGGCAUUUGAUGGGCUUGGGGUCAGAAGUCGAUGUUCAUGGGAUAUACUUUUCAGAAAACACAUUCCUAACAAAAGGAACAAGAAGGGAUACAGCAAAUCUGUUUCCACAUACGUUUCUCACAGCUAUUAUGAAGCCUGAUUCCAAAGGAGUUUUUGAAGUGUCAUGCCUGACAACAGAUCACUACACAGGGGGCAUGAAACAGAAAUAUGAAGUGAAACAAUGCCACUGGUGGAAUGUGGAUCCAUCCCUAUAUUUGCAUGAAAAGACUUACUAUAUUGCUGCAGUGGAAGUUGAAUGGGACUAUUCUCCUAACAGGACAUGGGAAUUUGAGCGGCACCAGUAUCAUGAGGAAAGCCCUGGCAAUACAUUUUUAAAUAAAGAAGACAAGUUCAUUGGCUCAAAGUACAAAAAGGUAGUAUAUCGCGAGUACACUGAUCAGACAUUCAGUACUCCCAAAAACAGAGCAGAGGAAGAGCAGCACCUGGAAAUUCAAGGGCCACUGCUUAUGUCCAAUAUUGGAGAUAGAAUUACAAUAGUUUUUAAGAACCUGGCAUCAAGACCUUAUUCUAUACAUGCCCAUGGAGUGAAAACAGACAGUUCUGUUGUUGCUGUAACCAACCCAGGUGAAACAAAAAUGUAUGUCUGGAAAAUACCAGCGAGAUCUGGUUCUGAGAGAGGUGAUCCACAAUGUAUUGCAUGGGCAUACCAUUCAACGGUGGACAUCAUUAAGGACACUUACAGUGGAUUAAUAGGCACACUUGUUGUGUGUCAUAGACAUUAUUUGCCAUCAUUCCAUACUAAGAAGAAAGUUCAGUUUGCUCUUCUGUUUAUGAUUUUUGAUGAAAAUGAGUCAUGGUACCUGGAUGAAAACAUUAAAACCUAUUCUACCAACCCGCACCGUGUUGACAAAGAGGAUGAGGAAUUUCUUGAAAGCAACAAAAUGCAUGCCAUUAAUGGAAAAGUGUUUGGAAAUUUACAUGGUCUUACUAUGCACGUUGGAGAUAAAGUAAGCUGGUAUUUGAUGGGAAUGGGCAAUGAAAUAGAUAUUCACACAGCACACUUCCAUGGACACAGCUUUGACUAUAAGCAAACAGGAGUUUACCGGGCAGAUGUCUUUGAUUUGUUCCCGGGGACAUUUCAAACCGUGGAAAUGAUCCCACAGAACCCUGGAAUAUGGCUAUUGCACUGCCAUGUUACUGAUCACAUCUAUGCAGGCAUGGAAGCAACCUACACAGUGCUUCCAAAAGACAAACAGUCUUUGUUGCCAAAAUUAUUCAAUCAGUUCAAGUGUAAAGGAACGACAGACAUGCAAGACUGAAGAAAACCUUUGACCACAAUGAUUCUCCGAGGUCUGCCUUCAGUGAAGAACUGCUUGGGAAGUCUGGACAAUUCAUCUCAUCUAUUGGUGUUUUAGAAAACUUCAGUUGGUGGCCCACAGUUACCAGAAGGACCACAGACCAAGAUAGAUGAAAGGAUACAAUAGCUUAUAUUUUUCCUUAAAUAAAAAUAAUAUCUUGCAAGCUAACCAUGUUCUAGGUGAUGCCUAAUGCAUGUUAUUUAAGUGCUGAGAAACAUGAAGAGCCAAAUGAAAGGUACUUUCCAAGUUAUGUUUUAUUAUUUUUUAAUUAGUAAAUAACCGUGUAACAGCAAAAUUCAUUUUAGGUAUUUUUCCUAGCUUUGAUGUCACAUUUUACUAGUCAGACAUCUCAGUAGCUAUUCCAUGGAAACUUGGAAUUCAAUUAUCCAAUUAUUCACUUUAUCCAUAGGUUCUUGAAUUAUUUUAUAAUUUUAUUUCAAGAUAGUGAAUUUAAAAGAUGCAACGUCUGACUUAUCACAGUUGCACCAGUUCAUAACUGUUUGUGGUUUUAUGUUAUGAAAAUAAUUACAAAAGAGACAAAGUUAUGCUGACAUAAGCCUGAUAAAAUUAAGACAGUGAAGGGUAAAAUAUGGUGACUAGUAUACGUAAGAGCUUUGCCCCAAAUCCUGAAUAGCUACAUUUUGCUUCUAUUGUUGUAGUGCAUAGCUAGACAAAUUAAGCACUUCUUGACAGCUAGAAGCAACAGUACUACUGCUUGACUGAUUCUUGGUCAAAAAUGUAAGCAGCUAGAGCAGGUAUCUUUGUACCAUCCAGUUGUGUUUUAAUAACCUGACUGCCCAAGUUAGAGCAUAGCUCUCCCUUUGGCUCAUCUGAUCUCUCACUUGUAAUAUAUAACAGGGAAGAAUGUAUUAUACAGACAGGCAAAGCAAAAUAGCUGGCUUUACAGCUUACCAGUGUAAAGGACAUUUCUUCUCUGUACCAAGUCUAAAUUGCUUUGGCUUUUUUUUGAAAAAGAGGAAGAUUCUGUUGAAAUCAGACGACUCCGUACUAGUAAAUUAGAUCAUUGAUUUUGGCUGUAUCAGACCUGCCACAUAAAGAAAUUAAAACUACUCUGUUUUGUUU